Messenger RNA from Triplophysa dalaica, 778 nucleotides. RefSeq names its product plac8 onzin related protein 1 (gene ponzr1). Lineage: Eukaryota; Metazoa; Chordata; Actinopteri; Cypriniformes; Nemacheilidae. The record is from RefSeq and is a predicted model, not a curated record. The transcript is spliced from 4 exons. The coding region runs from base 145 to 516 and encodes 123 amino acids.
GUUGCGUGAUGGUGAUGAUGACGUAAAUCGAAACUUUGCACAGAUGCAAUCUGUAAAGCGUUUCCUGGAAAAUAAAGUCUCUUGAGGUCUCCGAACGGGUGGUUUCAUUUCACAGAAGCCCACCAAAGCCGCACCUGCAAAAUCAUGGCAGUACAACAAACUAUCGUGACAACCCAGCAUCAAGUGUCCUCUGGAACCUGGACCACAGGGAUCUGUGACUGCUGUUCCGAUAUGAGCACCUGUUGCUGUGGCCUGUUUUGUUUCCCUUGCAUGCAGUGUCAGACUGUGUCUCAAUUUGGAUGGUGUUUCUGCAUGCCGUUGUUAGACUGCUGCAUGAUAGUGUCAUGCUGUCUCCGCCAGAAGACAAGAGAGCGAUAUAAUAUCCAUGGUUCAUGCUGUGAUGACUUUUGCACUCUUUGCUUCUGUUAUCCAUGUGCCUGGUGUCAGAUGUCUCGUGAAAUCAAAACUCGUGCCCGUUCUGUCUCUGUGAUCACCCAACAGAUUACCCACAGUUAGAGAUCAUUUCGAUUUGAGUUGCAAAAGUAUGACCAUGUUCUCUUGUUAGGUCUACUUUGUGUUUCUCACAUUUUUAUUUAGAUCUUAUCUGUUGCUGUAUGCACCAAUACACACUUUUUUCUUGCUUUUUUAGAAACUUUAUUCGUAAUGCAGUAUGUACUACAAAUAAUGGUGAAACAAUGGUCAUUUCUGUUUUUUGUUGUAAUUUCAAUUCAUUUUGUAUUGGUACUUGUUUUUAAAUAAAGCCAAAGAGUUCUGAAAA